Messenger RNA from Carica papaya (papaya), 2065 nucleotides. Lineage: Eukaryota; Viridiplantae; Streptophyta; Magnoliopsida; Brassicales; Caricaceae. The record is from RefSeq and is a predicted model, not a curated record.
CAAUUUCUCAUCACUUGCUAGAGGUUUAAGGUGAAAGCUUUGUGUUCCUCUAUUCUUUAGCAUGUCUGACCAUUUAUAUCUUAUAAACUUAAAAUCCCAUCAAUCAUGCUCAAUGGAAUUGAAGUUAAAUUGAUUUGCUAUUUGCAGGCAUCUAUAGAUCAAAGUGUGCUAGACUUGGAAAUGGCAAACAAAAUAGGUUGGUGUGCUUUUUCUAUCAUACAGAUUCUUGGAACUAUAGCAGUGAUGUCUCAGGUAGCAUGGGAGGUGUUUGUCAUCUUUAUUCCAGUAACCGGUAUCUGCAUUUGGUACCAGCAAUAUUACAUACCCACAGCAAGGGAAUUAGCUCGCUUAGCAGGGAUACAAAUGGCUCCAAUCCUUCACCAUUUUGCAGAAUCUCUUUCAGGAGCAGCAACAAUUCGUGCUUUUGAUCAACAAGAACGUUUCACAAAUGCAAACCUCAAUCUAAUUGACAACCACUCUAGGCCAUGGUUUCAUAAUGCAUCGGCUAUGGAAUGGCUUUCUUUCAGACUAAAUUUGUUGUCAAAUUUCGUAUUUGCUUUCUCGUUGGUUUUACUGGUGACUCUUCCUGAAGGAAUUAUCAAUCCAAGCAUCGCAGGAUUGGGCGUAACUUAUGGUAUAAACUUGAAUGUUUUGCAAGCUUCAGUUAUAUGGAAUAUGUGCAAUGCGGAGAAUAAAAUGAUCUCAGUAGAAAGAAUUCUUCAGUACUCAAGCAUACCAAGUGAGGCACCCCUUGUAAUUGAAGAGUGCAUACUGCCAAACAACUGGCCAGAUGUUGGAACAGUUAGCUUUAGAAACUUGCAGAUCCGUUAUGCGGAGUAUCUUCCAGCUGUCUUGAAAAACAUUAGCUGUACGUUUCCAGGAAGGAAAAAAGUUGGUGUAGUUGGAAGAACAGGGAGUGGAAAAUCAACCCUUGUACAGGCCAUUUUCAGAAUUGUUGAACCAAGAGAAGGAAAAAUCAUAAUUGAUGAUGUGGACAUUUCAAAGAUAAGUCUUCAUGACUUACGAUCAAGACUUAGCAUCAUUCCCCAGGACCCAACAAUGUUUGAGGGAACAGUUAGAGGAAACCUUGACCCACUAAUGCAACAUACUGAUGCAGAAUUAUGGGAGGCACUUGAUAAAUGUCAACUUGGUGACUUGGUCCAUGAGAAGCAAGAGAAGUUGGAUUCCACAGUGAUUGAAAAUGGAGACAAUUGGAGUGUGGGGCAGAGGCAGUUAUUGUGUCUUGGAAGAACUUUGCUAAAGAAAAGCCGCAUUCUGGUAUUGGACGAAGCAACAGCAUCAGUAGACUCUGCAACUGACGCUGUUAUACAGAAAAUAAUCAGUAAAGAGUUUAAGGAUCGGACAGUAAUCACAAUAGCUCACAGAAUCCACACAGUAGUAGACAGUGAUCUUGUUUUGGUCCUUAGUGAUGGAAGAAUUGCAGAGUUUGACAGCCCGUCAAAGCUACUUGAGAGAAAUGAUUCAUUCUUCUCAAAACUAAUAAAAGAGUACUCCUCAAGAUCACAGAGUUUCAACAAUUUAGCAAAUUUGCAUAAUUGAAGAGAUUUAUUCAAGGGUUCAAAGGAGCCAAUUUGGGUAAGCAUCAGCAGUCAUAAAGCAGAAUUAUCAUCACUAGAUCCACAUCCCAGUAACAUAAUAGCAUUUUCCCAGACAUGAUAAGAAAAUUUAAAUCCUUGACCUAGAUGUUACUGGGAUGUUACUUGAACCCUUGAAUAAAUCUCUUCAAUUAUGCAAAUAUGCUAAAUUGUUGAAGCUUUGUGAUCUGCUGGAGUACUCUUUUAAGAAUUUGAGAAGAAUGAAUCAUUUCUGUCAUGUAAGAAUGAAACAAAAUCCUACCAACCACAAAAUGGGGAAUAGAGACAGAAAAGCAUAUUGUUCAUUUACAACUUACAUAUAAAACCAUUAGUCACUGCAGUCUUCCUCUGACUUCGUCUGUUGGUUAGCGAUCCUUCAUCCAGGGUGGAGAAGAGAGAAGACUAUCUGCAUUCUAAUUUUACUAUCUGGAUUCUAAUUUCAGUUGAAUUUAAGCUUUAUACAGAGAGAA